This is a messenger RNA of Ictalurus punctatus (channel catfish), 4116 nucleotides long. It is a transcript of the gene tekt1, whose product is annotated as tektin 1. Lineage: Eukaryota; Metazoa; Chordata; Actinopteri; Siluriformes; Ictaluridae. The transcript is spliced from 8 exons. Gene Ontology annotation, biological process: cilium movement involved in cell motility; cilium assembly. Gene Ontology annotation, cellular component: microtubule cytoskeleton; nucleus. The record is from RefSeq and is a predicted model, not a curated record. Bases 112 to 1326 code for a protein of 404 amino acids.
UACGGCAACCGUUUGUUUCCUGGCUGGAGAUUUUAAAAGGCUGGCUUCGGAUAAGCGCCUGUAUAUUUACAUAAUUAAAACGACUUUUGCACACUUUAAUCAUCCAGUGUAAUGUCUCGGGUAUUAAAAGCACCUCCUAAGUUUCUGCCUUCUGAGUGGAAACAUGCGAACCACACGCGCUUCAGGAGCGCGGAGGCCGAGCGAGCACGCUCCGUGCGACUCACGGCCGAGUGUAAGAGACUGAUAGAGGAGAGCGAGAAGUCGGUGAGAUGCAUGCAGCAGGAUGCUAACAACAGGCUGGAGAAGAGGCUCAAAGAUGUUACGUUCUGGAGGCAGGAGCUGGAGCAGAAACUGCACGAGAUGGUACAGGAGAUCGAGCAGCUCCUGGUUAUAAAGGACCGAGUAGAGAGAGCUCUGGGGAGUUGCUCCGGGCCUCUUCAAGCCACGCUGGACUGUCUGGACGAGAGGCAGAAGCGGGUGGAGAUAGACCUGGUUCAUGACGAGGUGGAGAAGGAGCUUCAGAAGGAGAAGGAUGUGAUCGAUGGAGUGACGGCUCUCCUCCAGCGCACUCUGGAGCAGAUCGUUGAGCAGAUCAGACUCAACCGCUCGGCCAAAUAUUACCUGGAGAAAGAUCUGCGGGACAAAUUUCAGGCUGAACGCAUCGAGGAGUUCUGCUCCCUGCUCAGCAGCACCACGGCGAGCGUCGAGGAGAAGGCUCCAGCGGGACAGUGUGCUGAUGGAGGACUCGCCGUGACUCCUCGCGAAUGGGAGACGUUCUCCGACGUGAACAUCAGCAAGGCGGAGAAGGAGAGGAGUAACUCGACGUCUCUGAGGGCGCUGGUGGAGAACCUGCUGGUGCAGACGGCGGCAGACAUGCGGAGGCAGCACGAGGCCGCCGGCUCGGCCCUGACGCUGCGCAUACACGAGAUCAGAAGCGCUAAGGCGGGGCUGGAAGAUCAGCUGAGCAAGCUGCUUGUGGAGAUUGCGAGCCAGGAACAGAACCUCGAUGCUCUGAAAGUGGCCGUCGCUGAUAAAGAAGGGCCGCUAAAGGUGGCGCAGACACGGCUGCACGCGCGCAGUCAGCGUCCCAGAAUUGAGCUGUGCAACGAUCACGCUCAGGCACGCCUGCUCUCUGAAGUGCAACAGCUCACCAGCCACAUCUCCAGGCUGAAAGAAAGUUUGGCCGAGUCGGAGAUGGAGCUCAGAGCCCUGACCAGGAACCAGCUGCUCCUGGAGGAGGAGAUCCAGGUCAAAUCAAACUCGCUGUACAUCGACGAAGUGAUCUGCACUCAGCUCCGUCAGGCAGUCACCAUUCACGACUUCUAAGGCAAUAAACGAUUCGUUUGCAGAUUGCAGAACUAUAAAAUAGGAAAUAAAUCAUUCAUGAAUGCUUAAAUAAAUAAAUAAAUAAAUAAAUAAAUAAAUGCAAUAUCUAAUCGCUAUAUAAAGUCUUCCCAUAAAAUGGAAAUUUGAUGUUGGUGUGAAAGGUGAGAGGUGAAAGAGAGAUAAGAAAAGAAAAAAAUCAACAGGCUGCACAAGAGUUUUUAUAUGCUCCAUCCGUUAUAUUGUAAAUCACGGUGUCUCAGGCUCCAUCAGCUGGAACAUUCUGCCUCUCUGACUCUGAUCAUGGGAUAGAUGGGAGAAGUCAUGGCAGAGUAGUUGAGCUUCGAGUCAGUGAGUGGCCUGAAGUGAGAUAACCCCAGCUCCAGCAUCUCAUCAGCCUCAGCGUGGUCAUAUCUGAUGGUGCUGAACUGCGCCUUUAACAUAGCAACACUGAUAUUUACACCAAAAAGCGCUCUGCAUUCAGCACACGUUAUCCGUUCAAUAUUCAGUGUAAUGUCAUUUGAACUUGGGCCUAAAGUAUAGUAUAACAUAACCUGAGGGGGAACUUCAUACAUCAUCCUCAAACAGCGAAGUGUAUUAUAUACUUUUAGCCGUGGCUCAAAUCCCCUUUUAUGAGCUAUGAUUUAUGAUUUAUGAUUACUUUCAAAUGAUUAAUGAUGGAUUUUAAUUUAACAAGACACAAACACGAGCAUUUAUUUCAGAGAAAAUUACAAGCCACGACAUCUUGGCAUCAGGGGAGGCUUUGUGUACCUUCUGGUCUUUCUAGAUUCGUGUCAGUAACAGAAAUACUACUACUAUUAUUAUUAUUAUUAUUAAUAAUAAUAAUAAUAAUAAUAAUAAUAAUAAUAAUAAUAAUAACAAAACUUGAACGAUUAUUUGUCGUUCAAAAUCCAGGCAGGAGAAACAAAACAACACCAUUUUUAUGAUCAGAAAUAGCAGAUACAUUUAUAAGCAACGUGUAUUUCUUUUCAUACUUUAUAAAUAUUAAAAAUUAGAAAAUAAAUCGUACACAAACUAAAACUGAAAGCAACCCCAAAACGUGACAAAACUACAGCGCGCGCGACUCACUGAGUGACUCAGAAUGAAUCAUUUGUUUGCUCGACUCACUGAGUGACUCAGAGUGAAUCAUUUAGAUACUCGACUCACUGACUGACUCAUAGUAAAUAAUUUACAUGCUCGACUCACUGAGUGACUCAGAAUGAAUCAUUUGCAUGCUCGACUCACUGAGUAACUCAGAAUGAAUCAUUUACAUGCUCGACUCACUGAGUGACUCAGAGUGAAUCAUUUACAUGCUCACUCACUGAGUGACUCAUAGUGAAUCAUUUACAUGCUCGACUCACUGAGUGACUAAGAGUGACUUUCUUUUCUGGACUGCUUACCAAUCAAUAGAUUAUGCAGCGCCGACUGCUGGACAGCAUGUUGUUGACAUUUUCAUUUGGUAGACGCCCUCAUCCAGAAUGAUUUACAGUUGAGGUCAUAUGCCUAAAAGUUUACAUACGCCUUGCAGGAUCUGCAAAAUGUUCAGAACUUUUUAAAAAUAUAUAGACUGGAUAAUAAAAUAGCAUUUUUAAAUUUAGCACUGCCCUGAAUAAGCUAUUUCACAUAACAGAUGUUUACAUCUCGUCCACAAGACACAAUAAUAACUGAAUUUACACAAAUGAACCAGUUCGAAACUUUACACACGCUCGAUUAUUAAUACCGCGUGUCGUUACCUGGAUGAUCCACGACUGUUUUUAUGUUUUGUGAUCGUCGUUCACGAGUCCCUUGUUUGUCCUGUUCAGUUAAACUGCCCACUGUUCUUCAGAAAAAUCCUCCAGGUCCUGCACAUUAUGUACUUUUCCAGCACCUUCUGCAUAUUUGACCCCUUUCCAACAGCGGCUACAUGAUGUUCAGAUCCAUAUUUUCACACUGAGGACGACCGAGGGACUCGUACACGACUAUUACAAAAGGUGCGAUCGUUCACUGAUGCUCGAGAAGGCGACACGAUACAUUAAGCUCUGUGGGUGUAAACUGUUAUGUUUUUGUGUAAAGAUCUUAUUUUUUCAUCUAGUACUGCGCUUCAGAAGCUACACAAGAUAUUUACAUUUACAGGGUGUGCUGUAAUGGGAAAAUAAUUAACGACCAGCUGGUUUGAAUUGAAAAUAUUUUAUUGUGCUGAUAUUAUGUCAAUCUGCCUGUUACACUUUUUUGCUUAUUGAAGAAGAAUAUGUCUUUAAUUUUACAACAUAUGAUUCUUUUUCCCAGCAGCUACAAAUAGCCUUUCACCAGCUGCUGAUUUCCUGCAUUUAAUCAGACAAAAAUUACAGCCUGUCUCAGUACUCAUAAACCAUAAAAGCACAAUGUCAUCAGCACUGAAGUCUUUCCCUGCACGGAUCAACAUCACAUUAGAUUGUUCCAAAGCUCUGACACGAGUCUCUCCGUUAAUAACUGCUAAAUAUUUUCCUUACAACAGCAACGUAACACCAACAACGAUAGCAACGAUAAGUUUGUAUUUUGUUAAUGACAACACUUUAAAAGCUUAAAAUUAGAAUGAAGAUAAUCCGGUUUGUUACUAUAGAAACAAAAAGGUAUUAGAACAAGAGCGUUAAUGUAAACCUGUGAAUUUGCAGCUGCACUACUGUCAGAGCUGCUGUUAUAGAAAAUGAAUCAACACCAUCUGACCAAUCAGAAUCCAACAGUGCUGUGGUAUGAGGAAUGUCAAAAUAAAAGCUAUAAAUAAUUCAUUCAACAGUGUUACUCUGCUUUCGUUUAAGUACCAUUUGAUCUCCAUGG